This is a messenger RNA of Oncorhynchus tshawytscha (Chinook salmon), 640 nucleotides long. Its product is annotated as collagen alpha-1(II) chain-like. The coding region runs from base 231 to 596 and encodes 121 amino acids. Lineage: Eukaryota; Metazoa; Chordata; Actinopteri; Salmoniformes; Salmonidae. The record is from RefSeq and is a predicted model, not a curated record. The transcript is spliced from 7 exons.
GGCAACGGACACAUAAAACUGCAGUGCCUGAUCUGACGCAGGUCGGUACUACAUUUCUGGAGGGGUCUGGAUUCCCCAUUGGUUUUUUUUUUUUUUUGUAAGGUGGUUGAAUGUAUGGUUCGGCUGUGUAACUGGGAACACACACACACACACACAAAGAGAGAAGUCCACUCCUUUCGUCCUUACUUUUUCUUCUCCCCCAAAAGGCCCUGCAUGUCUAACAUUUAGACAUGUUUAGCUUUGUGGAUUCGAGGACUGUACUGCUACUUGUAGCAACCCAAGUCGUUCUAUUAGCUGUUGUCAAAUGUCAGGACGAAGACCGGGACCCCGGAGCUAAGGGUCAGAAAGGGGAACCAGGAGAAAUCACAGAUGUCGUAGGACCAAGAGGACCUGGAGGCCCUUUGGGCCCCCCAGGAGAGCAGGGACCACGUGGAGACAGAGGAGACAAAGGAGAUAAGGGCAGCCCCGGGCCCCGUGGCAGAGAUGGUGAGCCUGGUACCCCCGGUAACCCCGGCCCCCCCGGACCUCCAGGACCUAAUGGACCCCCUGGCCUUGGAGGAAACUUUGCUGCUCAGAUGGCGGGAGGAUUCGACUGAGAAGGCUGGCGGAGCACAGAUGGGCGUGAUGCAAGGACCAAUGG